AGUUUAUAGGGUUGGAGGGGAGCAAGGCGGCCAUAUUUUUGCAGUCCUAAUAUGGACCACUGUUUUGAGAGAAUUUGCUGUGCUUUCCAUCAGCAGCUGGUGGUAUGAGGAUGGAGAGAGUGUGUCCAGUGAGGAGGAGACAUGCUGAGAAGAAGUGGUAUGCUUUUAAAGGACACAAAGAUGUGUGAAAGGACAUCCUGAUGGAGAAGCGGCCGCCCCUCACAUCACCGGAUGGAUCCAGUGACAGAAAUCUCCCAGAGAGAUGUCCUCGUCCUCUGUAUUCCCAGGACUCCACACAGGAACAUCAGGAGAUCCUUCAGGAGGAUCAGGGUACAGAUAUUGUUACCAUUAAAGUGGAAGUAAAAGAGGAGGCAGAGGAUACCGAUGGGAGGGAUGAUGAGUCGUGUAAGGAGGAUGAAAUCCCUUCAGAGAUCAGCACCGACGCCAGAGAGACGCAGACAGAGGUCAAAGACGAGGAAGUGGAAAUAAGAUGUGUGAAGAUUAAAGAAGAGGACAUUCCAUUGGAGAUCAGUACAGAUGGACGAUACCGGAAAUAUGACUCAGAGGAGAGUUCCGCCUCCUCCCUAGAUAGUGAAGUUGAAGAUUAUGACAUCACAGCCGCUUCUCCCUCAGAAAACACAAUUUCCUCAAACCUCCUCAGUAGAAUUUCUUCCAAUCAACCAAAUCCUAUCACCCACCACAUACUUCAAAAAGAGGCUGACGUUUUUCCAUGCUCUGAAUGUGGGAAACAUUUUAAAAAUAGGGGCAAACUGAUUGUACACCAAAGGUCCCACACCGGUGUCAAGCCCUAUUCGUGUCCUGAAUGCAGAAAAUCCUUCACAGAAAAAAGAAACCUUGUAGCCCAUCAAGGGACCCACACGGGCGUGAAGCCGUAUUCAUGCCCUGAGUGUGGAAAAUGUUUUUCAGAGAAACGCCCCCUUAUUCGACACCAAAAAUGUCACACGCAAGAGAAGUCCUACUCCUGCUCGGAAUGUGGAAAGAGUUUUGCGGUGAAAUCAUGUCUGGUGAAACACCAGAGGACCCACACGGGCGAGAAGCCCUUUUCCUGUUCCGAGUGUGGGAAAUGCUUCGUUCAGCAACACCAGGUCAUCAGACAUGAAAGAAGCCACAGAGGGGAGAAGCCACACACCUGCCCCGAAUGUGGGAAAUGUUUUACUGAAAAAUCCUCUCUAGUUGCACAUCAGAUGCUCCAUACGGGCCAAAAACCAUUUUCAUGUACCGAGUGUGGGAAAUGCUUCGCUCUGAAAGCAGACCUUAACAAACAUGUCAGGACUCAUACAGGACUGAUGCCGCACUCGUGUCCUCACUGCGGCAAAGGUUUUCCCGAUAAAGCUAACCUGGACCGACAUGAAAGGAUACACACGGGCCAGAAGCCUUACCCGUGUUCAGUAUGCGGAAGAUGCUUUGCCCAAAAAGCCGACGUUAGUAAGCACGAGAGAACCCACAUACAUGAAAAGCCAUAUUCAUGUUCUCGGUGCGGGAAGAGUUUUCCCGACAUGACUCGCCUACAACGACAUGAGAUAAUCCACACGCGCCGCAAACCCUAUUCUUGCUCCCUCUGUGGAGAAAGCUUUUCAGAUAAAGCUCGCCUUGACCGCCAUGAAACGAUUCACACCGGUGAGAAGACUUGUUCCUGUUCUUACUGUGGGAAAUUUUUCGCCCAUAAGGCUUUUCUAGCCGCACACGAGAGGAUUCAUACAGGGGAGAAACCUUUCUCCUGUUCGGUCUGCGGGAAACACUUUGCACAGAAAUCCAACCUGGCCACGCAUGAACGAACUCACACGGGUGAAAAACCAUAUUCGUGUUCUGUGUGCGGGAAAUGCUUUGCGCAGAAAUCCAAUCUGACUACGCACGAGAGAGGACACACGGGGGAGAAGCCCUUUUCAUGUUCAGUAUGCGAGAAACGCUUUGCCAACAAAUCCAACCUCACUACUCAUGAGAGAACUCACAUGGGGAAUGCCAUUGGUUCCUCCAAUGACCAAGAGAAGGACCUAGUCAUUUAAAAUGGUUGUAAACCCUAAUGCCGCGGACACACGGUCGUUUUUCGGCAUGAAAAAAAACAACG
This is a messenger RNA of Rana temporaria (common frog), 2086 nucleotides long. Its product is annotated as gastrula zinc finger protein XlCGF26.1-like. NCBI's taxonomy places the organism in Eukaryota, Metazoa, Chordata, Amphibia, Anura, Ranidae. The record is from RefSeq and is a predicted model, not a curated record. The coding region runs from base 201 to 2024 and encodes 607 amino acids. The transcript has 6 exons.